This is a messenger RNA of Vanrija pseudolonga, 657 nucleotides long. RefSeq lists its product as uncharacterized. The transcript has 4 exons. The coding region runs from base 1 to 657 and encodes 218 amino acids. NCBI's taxonomy places the organism in Eukaryota, Fungi, Basidiomycota, Tremellomycetes, Trichosporonales, Trichosporonaceae. The record is from RefSeq and is a predicted model, not a curated record.
AUGCCGCCGACCCGUCACCCCAGCUCCCCGUCUCUCGAGGUCGAGCCCUACGCGGCCCCCGCGGAGCCGUCACGCGCGAGCAAGACCCCCGCCACCACGGCAGGCAACAAGGACAAGCGCCCGUGGACGGCAGCCGAGUACCUCGCGCUCUUCGAGCACGUCACCAAGCACGGCGCGACGCGCUUCGAGGACGCGGUCCCCGGCCGUACCAGGAACCAGUGCUACAAGGCCUUCACCUCCCCCUCGCUCGACAUCAAGCCCUACAUCGUGCCGGAGGGCACCCGAUCCCCGGCCCCAGAGAAGACGACCGACACGGCGGCGUCCAAGCGCGGCCGCGGCACCGCCUGGAGCGGACCCGAGUACAUCGCGCUCUUCGACCACGCGAUCAAGCACGGCGCAGGCACGUUCGACGGCGUCGUGCCCGGCCGCACCAAGAGCCAGUGCUACAAGACGAUCAUCGCCAAGCCCCGCGGGUGGACAAGCGACGAGUAUCUCGCCCUCUUCGACCACGUCGCGCGCCACGGCCCAACGAGGCUCGAGGACGCGGUGCCGGGCCGGACCAAGAACCAGAGCUACCAGGCGUUUGUUAAGGUCGUCGCGCCGACUUGUCGCGCUGCGCUGGCUGCCAAGGGCGGCGGCAAGGUCAAGUCGGAGUAG